Musca vetustissima is the source of this 340-nucleotide messenger RNA. RefSeq names its product enhancer of rudimentary homolog (gene e(r)). Bases 19 to 330 code for a protein of 103 amino acids. Lineage: Eukaryota; Metazoa; Arthropoda; Insecta; Diptera; Muscidae. The transcript has a single exon. The record is from RefSeq and is a predicted model, not a curated record.
ACAAAAGUUCCGGCAAAAAUGUCACAUACCAUUCUGUUGGUACAACCCGGUUCACGGCCCGAAACCCGUACAUACAGUGACUAUGACAGUGUCAACGAUUGCAUGGAGGGUGUUUGCCGCAUCUACGAAGAGCACCUGAAACGCAUCAAUCCCAAUACACCCACGAUCACAUACGACAUCAGUCAACUGUUCGAUUUCUUAGAUCAAUUGGCUGACAUCAGUUGCCUCGUGUAUCAGAAAUCGACCAACACAUAUGCACCCUACAAUAAGGAAUGGAUCAAGGAGAAAAUAUAUGUGCUGCUGAGACAGGCUGCCGGCAGUACAAACUGAUAGGAGAAUU